Messenger RNA from Aspergillus melleus, 861 nucleotides. Its product is annotated as lignocellulolytic auxiliary activity family 14 protein. NCBI's taxonomy places the organism in Eukaryota, Fungi, Ascomycota, Eurotiomycetes, Eurotiales, Aspergillaceae. The transcript has 5 exons. Bases 1 to 861 code for a protein of 286 amino acids. The record is from RefSeq and is a predicted model, not a curated record.
AUGUCUCGACCUAUUGCUCUCCUGGCCCUGGCUGCCGUAGCCAACGCCCAUGUGGCUGCUUGGGCGAAAGGCAUGUACUGCCUGAACGGCACUUCCGGCGAGGAGGACCAGAACACCAACACCGCUGUAGCUCCAUUGUUCCAGCUGGAAAAAUCGGAGUGGUGGUUCCAGCAUGAUCGUGGCUGCGACAACGCUCCUCCAGCGGAUGGUGACAGUCUUGAGCUUCCAGCCAACGGAAACUUCACGGUUGAGCUGGCUCACAACCGUGCCUUCACGACUCUGUCGUUUGAUGGCCAGUUCGUAACUAAUUGGCCAGAUGGCGAGGAUCAUCCAGAGGACUGGAGUGGUCCCGGUAACCCAUCUGACUGUAUUCAGGAUGACGGCGCCAUGCACACGAACAACCAGACUAUGGCUGGUGGCACUGCCUUUGCCAUCAGCUACGAAUCUGACAUGGCUCAGGUCACUAUGGAGAACCUGGUCGUUUUCUCUGUUCUCGAACACACCCCCUGGAAGCGCCUGGCAACCUACGAGGUCCCUGACCUCUCUGAGUGCCCAUCGGACGGAUGCACCUGUGCAUGGCUCUGGGUCCCCAUCGGAUGCGGCCAACCAAACAUGUACAUGCAGGGCUUCAAAUGCCAUGUUACCGGCGCGACCUCAUCGAAAACCCUCAGCUCCGCACAACCUCCAAAGUACUGUGCCGACGACGAAUCCGAGUGUGUUGAGGGUGCAAAGCAGAUGAUUGCGUGGAACCAAAAAUCCGGCGAUAACGUCAAACCCCUUGAUGGAGUGACCCCGACCUAUAGUGAAAGCUGGGGCUGGCAGCCCGGCGCCCAGCACGACAUCUUCAGCGAUGGCCAGUAA